CGUUUCUCUGCAAAAAGACAAGCAAGUAGAUGAAAUAAAUUCAUGAUGCACAUGGUCUGAUGCCGAGCUUCUACUGAACCUCGAUCGUCACUCAGCUCGAAGACCUGAGUAGGAUCGGUUCCUGCUGCAUCUGUGUUGGAACUGCAUCUGCAAACCUUACCUAUUUUCUGCUUGUACCUUUAGAGACCGAACGUUAGGGAUCAUCAGAUUUGGGUGUACUUGAAUUAUAUUAGUUUUGUUCACAUAAAAACAUUUACAGGUCAGAUCUCCAUACGUGCGGUAGAGAAACAAUGGGGAAACAGAACAGCAAACUGGCCCCUGAAGUCAUGGAGGAUCUGGUGAAGAGCACAGAGUUUAAUGAACAUGAACUGAAACAGUGGUACAAGGGAUUUCUGAAAGACUGUCCCACCGGCAGGCUCAACCUGGAUGAGUUUCAGCAGUUGUAUGUAAAGUUUUUCCCAUAUGGUGACGCCUCUAAGUUUGCCCAACAUGCCUUCAGAACCUUUGAUAAGAAUGCAGAUGGGACCAUUGACUUCAGAGAGUUUAUCUGUGCACUGUCUAUCACAUCACGGGGGAGCUUUGAACAGAAGCUGAACUGGGCUUUUAACAUGUACGAUUUGGACGGGGAUGGAAAAAUUACAAGAGUGGAAAUGCUAGAGAUUAUUGAGGCCAUUUACAAAAUGGUGGGCACUGUCAUCAUGAUGAAAAUGAAUGAGGAUGGCCUGACGCCUGAGCAGCGGGUAGACAGGAUUUUCAGUAAGAUGGAUAAGAACAACGACGAUCAGAUCACGCUGGAUGAGUUCAAAGAAGCUGCAAAGAGUGAUCCAUCCAUUGUAUUACUGCUUCAGUGUGACAUUCAGAAAUGAGCCAACGUCAAUGCAUUAUGGACUGCACAACAAGUUAAAUGUUCCAUUCAGUUUGCAGCUAUUUCCUCAAAAAAAAUUGCUUGGACUACCUUUAAAUGGACUCGCUUCUUGUGUUUGAAACAUGUGUGCAUGAGAAUGUCAUUAAAGAAUUGUAAUAUAUAUAUAUAUAUAUAUAUAUAUAUAUAUAUAUAUAUAUAUAUAUAUAUAUAUAUAUAUAUAUAUAUAUAUAUAUUAACAAAUACUGCCAAAUGUGAAGUACGCAAAGUUAUUUCUAUCUUUUCCCUCUGAAGCUUGUGCAUCAGUAAUGUGCUGCGUUGAAUUAUGCUACUAUUUAUUGUUCUUGUUUACUGAUGCUAGCUAUGAGUUUCAUAUACUGAGUAAUGUUAAUGAAACUUAAUUCCCGUGGUAAUGUCUAGUAAACCAUUUAUCCAUUCUUCUAUAAAUUAAAAUUGGGCGGAAAAAGAGAUGGAUUACUGAAUUCAUCAGCCUCCUCCUCUCGAUUGUGCUUGUACUAUUCGUGAAUAUAAAUGUAGUUUAUUUGCAUGCCUUUAGGUUUUGCCCUAAUACUUUCCUCAUUUGCAUCCUUUAAAAUCAAAACAAGACUAAGCCUCAUCAAAGAAACGUAGUGCUGAGCCAAUAGGAACUCAACUUUCAUUGCAGUAGGUCCUUCAGUAAAUACUGUAUUGUUGUUUAGGAUGCAUAUUUGUGAUUUGUUUAACCAUUAUUUAAUACUUGUGGGAGCAUGUUUCCUUAUUAAAAUAUUGAUAUUGCUAAAUGUAUUGUUGUCUCCAUUUAAAUCUACUUACUUGCAAGAGAAAAAUAACAGCAUAAUCCCAAUACCAGCAGUCUAGGGCAAAGAAUGACAACCAAUUUUAAAACAAUCACCUUUUUAAAGACCCAGCAUAUGUAUGGGCAUCAGACUGUGAUGACAAAUAACACAUAUUAAUUCCUAUAGAACAUUAAGCACCAAUAUAUUAUAUAUUUUAUAAAUAACACAUUGGGGAACAAUGCAUUUGAACAAUAUUUAUUAUAGAAAAAACAAUAUAAAUGGAAAAAAACCACCUGCACAUUUGCCUAAAGAAUGAUCCUAUACAGGUUGUUUGUAUCAAAAUGUAAAUGGUGUCAUGCUGUAUUCCAUCUUAACUACUGCUGUACAGAAAAAGAGGGGAACCUGGUUGUGCCAAAGGGUGACUGUGAAGAGUAGAAAUGGUUCUCUCUUUUCCUUAGUCGGUCUUGCAUCAGUUUCAAAUGUGUAAAAAGAAACAAAAACAAAUUGUACAAAAAGAUUAGCUUGUGAACAAUCCUUACUUUCAUUGAAUUUGUUUGCUAGAAAACAAGUUCCAAUCUUAAUUUGUUUGUUAUUGAAGUGGUGCUUCUUACCAUGGCGUGCCACAAUCUGAUUUCAUUUUUAUCAUUCAUUUUUUUAUCCCCCCCCCCCCCCCCCCCACACACAUUGUAUAUAAUCCCUUGUCUUCAAAGAUGCAGUAUUCCACAUGCAAAGCCCAGAGGCUGCGCAUCAUAAUGAAGUAUUCGAGCAAUACAAUCUUGAAACAAAUACAUUGGGCAUCGAGGGAGGGCUCUUAUAUUUUAUGUAUAACUUUAAACACAAUAAUAUGGUUCUAAAAAGCUUAUAUAUAUAUAUAUAUAUAUAUAUAUAUAUAUAUAUAUAUAUAUAUACACACACACUUUUUUAUGGGUAUACUAUCUUUGAAGAGUAAAUGACUUAAAGGAUUGAUAUUCAACCUCCACCUGAAUUAGAAUGUGUUGUUAAUGUGAUUUGUAACAGCUCGGUAAAUUAUAGGAUACUGCAUCAAUAAGACUAAACCAUAAGCUUCCUAAGUGAGGCCCAGCCAGUUUAUACAAUCAACACUUCACACAAAUAUCUUUUCCCAGCAAAUGUUUGUAUUGAACAUGACAAUGAAUUGUUAUCAAAUGCCAAAUUCAAACAGAGCAAAUAUUCAAAAUUGUAAAGGAUAUUUUUUUCCCCAUGUAGUAGCAUGUGUUGUACCCCUUAAUGACAUUGGCUGCACUAAUCCAAUCCCUGUGUUGUGGUUUAAAAUAAUAAAACAUCUAUGGGCUGUU
Acipenser ruthenus (sterlet) is the source of this 2948-nucleotide messenger RNA. Its product is annotated as visinin-like protein 1. The coding region runs from base 291 to 866 and encodes 191 amino acids. The record is from RefSeq and is a predicted model, not a curated record. NCBI's taxonomy places the organism in Eukaryota, Metazoa, Chordata, Actinopteri, Acipenseriformes, Acipenseridae. The transcript has 4 exons. Gene Ontology annotation, molecular function: calcium ion binding.